Messenger RNA from Podarcis lilfordi (Lilford's wall lizard), 8155 nucleotides. The record is from the annotation of a GenBank genome assembly. Lineage: Eukaryota; Metazoa; Chordata; Lepidosauria; Squamata; Lacertidae.
AUGAAAAAAUAUAAGACUCCGAAGUAUGUUGAACGAAAGACGGAGAAGAUUGGCUGUUCGUUUGAUCUCCUUAAAGAAAGCAUGAAGCCUACUCCAUAUUUUUGCAUUGAUAAUAUUGCUCAAAGUUCUGUGCACGUUGAAGAAGUUACCAGUCCGCUGAUAAAAGCCAUCGCAAUAUGUCAAGACAAAAAUGCUCGUUGGCAUGAAAACUUGGAAGACGUAUUUGUCGUAUUAGACAAUUAUGGGAACAGGGCAGGUACGUGCUUUCUUGGGGUUUUUGAUGGAAGCAAUGGAAUCUCUGCUGCAGAGACGACGUCCGUGGAACUUCCCGUUUUACUCCUUGACCAGCUUUCUCACGAAGAUCCCUCCUACCAGGUGAGUGAAGCUGGGAAAGAAUUCAUAGAUUCAUUCUGCACCGUCUUCAGGGCAGAUUACAAAGUAAGGGAGAGACUUUUCACCCAGAAGGGCGCCAGAGGUAAGAAGUCUUGGCCAGGUGAUUAUGAAUGGAUUCACAGAGCAUAUGCUAAGUCUUUCUGGCGUAUGGACAGGCUUUUGCGGCUCGGGAGAAACGAAGUUUCCAGAGUCUGCUGGAGCAGUUGUACAGCUGCCACCUGUAUAAUAGAAAAUAUAAGCAACGAAAAGGAAAGCCAACAAGAAGAAGAGGAGGAGAAAACACUUGAAAAGGUAACUGAUGAAGAGGAACAGAACGUCAGACAACAGAACGAGGAGGAGAUGCCUAAAAGGAUAUUCAUAGCAAAGAAAAAAGUUGACGCAGAGCAGGGAGUGGCUCUGCUUAUAACUAAGAAAGAGAGGGGCAGUGUCACAGAACAGCAGCCAGAGGAGCCACUUGGAGGAACCAACGACAAAAAGGAAAGCAGCACAGUAGAGUCAGAAAACAAUGAGCAGGUUGCCAAUAAUAAGGAUGUGAUUCAGGAAGAGAAUCUGCUUGAAAGCAAGGAACAGCAGCAAGAAGAAUCACUUGAAAGAACAGAUGAUCAUGCCAGAGAGGCAGGAGACAAUGUGCAGAUUGCUGAUCAUAUAGAUGAGAGCCAGGAAGAGGGUUUGCUUGAAAACAUGGGACAGCAACAAGGAGAGUCACCUGAAAGAACAGAUGAUCACAUUGGAGAACCAGGAGACACUGUGCAUGUUGCUGAUCAUAUAGAUGAGAGCCAGGAAGAGAGUCUUCUUGAAAACAUGGGACAACAGCAAGGAGAGUUGUCUGAAAGAACAAAUUAUCACACUGAAGAGCUAGGAAACACUGUUCAUGUUGCUGAUCAUAUAGAUGGGGGCCAGGAAGAGGGUCUCCUUGAAAACACGGAACAGCAGCAAGGUGAGUCUUCUGAAAGAACAAAUGAUCUCACCGCAGAGCAUGUGGCAGAUAGCAUAGAUGGGAGUCAGGAAGAGGAAGAGCUUAAAGGCGACAAUAGUUCUGCACCGACAGAAGAAAAAUUUGGACUCAUGCAUAUUGCUAAUAUUGGUAUGUAUGGAAUGUAUGUUACCAUUUCCCACUACCCUACCCCAUUUUAAAAUUUUGGCCUGUUAGUUUUGAAUGAUACAGCAAGUGCCUGCAAUUUAAUUCAAUACUGCAUAGCCUUGGGUCCUAACUCACUCUCUCUGGAGCGUCUUCACCUCCAUCGUUCUGCCCGGACACUGAGGUCCAGCGCCGAGGACCUUCUGGCGGUUCCCUCGCUGCGAGAAGCCAAGUUACAGGGAACCAGGCAGAGGGCCUUCUCGGUAGUGGCGCCCUCCCUGUGGAACGCCCUCCUACCAGAUGUCAAAGGGAAAAAUAACUACCAAACUUUUAGAAGACAUCUAAAGGCAGCCCUGUUUAGGGAAGCUUUUAAUGUUUAAUAGAUUAUUGUAUUUUAGUGUUUUGUUGGAAGCCAUUCAGAGUGGCUGGGGAAACCCAGCCAGAUGGGCAGGGUAUAAAUAAUAAAUUAUUAUUAUUACUAUUAUUAUUAUUAUUAACAGAAGGGCUCUUUCCACUGGCAGAGGAAAUCGGGCUCCAGCAUAGGUUUUUGCCUGAGUACAGGGUGGCGUGUUUUGGUUUUUUUGUGUUUUUUUUGUCUCUCACCCCACUCUCUAGAGCAGAUUUUCCCUCCCUUUUAAGCAAAGGGGCUUAUGAAAAAAGGGGAAAGGGGAUAUGAACAAAGAAUGUCACACAGACCUUCCACACGGUGGGAGUAUCUUAUUAGCAGAAUUCCAUUCGCAGAAUAUUCUCGCCAGCAGAACCUUAGGAUCUACCGUAAGUCAACAUUUGCAAGAUGAAGCACUUUUCAACUAUCUCAGCACCAAAAAAAUAAAGAGUGGGAAAAAGACACGUCAAUAUGGCAUGCAAUAAUUUUGAAUAACAGAUAUCUUCUUUAAUGGGAUUGUUCUCACCUAAACUUUGAACUGAAAUAGGAACAAUAAGUCUGUAUUCCUAAACUGUAACAAGCUUCCCUUCCCAAAUAUUUUUUUUGUCAUUGGUCUGUUCCUUUGUUAUGUUCAACAAACACAAUCUCUCAGCAAACCAUAGUUUAGCCAGUUCCUAAUUCAGAUGCAAUAGACUAUUGUUACAGACAGGGUAUGUGCAAAAUGGAUCAUCACGUGAAAAACAGAUACCAUCUAUCUGUCUUAGCUAUAUUUACAAAUGCCUUGGAGAAGUCAGAUGGCUAAUGGCUCUUUUUUGGGGGGAAGAAAUAAGACCUGGCAGGUUGGACAUACCCCUUCAGUCAAUUUAUCUCCUUUUUAACGUUUUCCUUUUCCUCAUAUGAGAAAACCAGCCUCAGUCGAAGAAACAUCAGCUUAUUUAGGAACCAGAAGGUUGAUCACUCAUCUGUGGAUAUGGGGAGUAGAAAUAGCUGUGAUAUUAUGUGUGAACUGGGUUGUUGACUUGUUGAAAGAGGGGGGAAAUACUAUUGGUAAAAUCCUAUCAAAUGCAUUUCAUGAAAAACUGCUUAGCUGAAAUCCUCAGUAAUUUAAGCAGAAAUACUGACGCAAGCUUAUGGUAGGAAGAUUACCCUUCCUGCCAACCCUUGUAUUUUAAUUUGUAUCUCUCAUAAACCUUUUCUGUCAGAUGUCACAAGGAACAUGCCCACUUUACUUACAUAAUUGCUUCAUUCUUUUAUUCCAUAAUUGUAUUCAUCAUUUGCAGCUGUAGAAAUGGUGAAAUUCCAUGAUAGGGAUAAUUAGGAAAGGGGUUGAAAAUAAAACUGCCAAUAUAUUAAAGCUGUUAUACAAAUCUGUGGUGUGGCUGUACUUGGAAUACUAUAUACAAUUCUGGUCACCACACAUAAAAAGGAUAUGGUAGAGCUGUAAAAGCUUCAGAAAAGGACAACGAUGACGGGGAUGAAUCAACUGCCGCAUGAGGAAAGAUGAUGAUGAUAUUUAUAUGCCACCCAUCCUACUGGGUUGUCCCUGCCACUCUGGGCGGCUUCCAACAAAAUAUUAAAAUACUGUAAUACGUCAAACAUUAAAAGCUUCCCUAAACAGGGUGGCCUUCAGAUGUCUUUUUAAAGUCUGGUAGUUGUUGUUCUCUUUGACAUCUAGUGGGAGGGUGUUCCACAGGGUGGGCGCCACUACCGAGAAGGCCCUCUGCCUGGUUCCCUGUAACUUGGCUUGUCGCAGUGAGGGAACCGCCAGAAGGCUCUCAGCGCUGGACCUCAGUGUCCGGGUAGAACGAUGGGGGUGGAGACGCUCCUUCAGAUAUACAGGACCGAGGCCGUUUAGGGCUUUAAAGGUCAGCACCAACACUUUGAAUUGUGCUCAGAAACAUAAGGGAAGUCCCCCCCACCCACCUCCAAUCAUACUACAGUGGUUUACAACCAUCCAUUCUGGAGGUCCGGUUGUAAACCAAAACAGGUUGUAACCCAAGGCACGCUUUCGCCAAUGGGGCCUCAAAAAAAAAACACACAAAAAAACAAACGGGUUGCAAUCCAAAAAAAGGGACAUGCACUUCCAGGUUGAUGUGUUUGUAAUCCAAAAUGGUUGUAAUCCAAAAUGGUUGCAAACCAAGGUACCACUGUACAACCCAGGGUUAUCUAUUGGACUGACAAAAGGAGGUACUUCUUUACACCGUACUAGGGUUGUCAUAUGUCUGGAAUUUCCUGGACAUACCCGGAGUACUGAAGCCAGAAGCAGUGUCUGGGCAGAAAUCAGCUAAAUGUCCAGGAAAAUCUGGACGUAUGGCAACCCAUGUCAGCAGUGUCAUUUUUGCCAAUUUCCCUUAAAAAUAGCUCAAAAACUUCCUGUUAUUUCAUUAUUUUUUUUUAGCUUUUGCCCAAAAGCUCAGCAACUGUCUGGAUUUCCACUUCUUGAUAUAUGGCAACCUUGUACACAGUACAUAACUGUAAUAUGUAGUACUGGUCACCAACUUGGAUGGCUUUAAAAUGAGUUUAAACAAAUUCGUGGAGGUUAAAGCUAUCGGUGGCUACUAGCUAUUAUAUCUCUCUACUACCUCCAAUUCCAGAGGCAUUGUUGGGGAGCGCAAGUGGAGAGAGUUGCUUUUACACUCAUGCCGUUCUUUUGGGUGGCCACCAUGAGAACGGGAUGCUGAACUGAAUAUCAAAGCCUUUGGCUCUUCUUAAAUGACUGCUGCCGCGUCUUAUGGACAUAACCUCGGCUCCAAAGAGAUAAAUAUUUGCGCUUGACUCAAAAUGAUCCAGAGUCUUUUACUACCUGAGUUCUAAAUCCAGUCUGUUGAAAAGUUGCCCUCUAAGAUCCAACAUGUUUUACUUGCACACACUUUCAUUUGGAACCAGAUAUUAUUAUUUUUGAACAAAUGAGAUAUUUUUUUGGCAGUGACUGGCAUCUGGGAGGUAUCCAGCUAUAGAUGUGACAGAAGCUGCAUAGCAGACAUGGAAAACAGCAGCCCUAAUGAUCUCAUAAUUUUCAGGGAAGACAAGUGUAGCUACUAGGCGUGAUGCCUUUGCUCUGCCUCCAUAGAUGAAGUAAUGCUUCUGAAUACCAGUUGCUGGAAGCACAGAAGAGGGGAGUGCUAUUGUGCAUGGGUCCUGUUUGCCCACUUCCCACAGCCAUAUACCUGAAGGAGCAUCUCCACCCCCACCAAGGGCCUUCUGGUGGUUCCCUCCCUGCGAGAAGUGAGGUUACAGGGAACCAGGCAGAGGGCCUUCUCGGUAGUGGCGCCCGCCCUGUGGAACACCCUCCCAUCAGAUGUCAAGGAAACAAACAACUAUCUGACUUUUGUAAGACAUCUGAAGGCAGUCCUGUUUAGGGAAGUUUUGAAUGUUUGAUGUUUUGUCGUGUUUUUAAUAUUCUGUUGGGAGCCGCCCAGAGUAGCUGGGGAGGCCCGGCCAGAUGGGCGGGGUAUAAGUAAAUUGUCAUCAUCAUCAUCAUCUAGGUGUCCACUGAGAACAGAUUGGCUUGAUCCAGCAAUCCUUAUAUCUAAUUGUACAAAGCCUAUUGCCAUGUCACUGUACUGCACAUUUGUCUCCCCUCAUUGGACACUGAGAAUCUCCAUGCAAUUGUGAUCCGACAGAAGUGUAUGUGGUGUUAGGGGAGGGGUAGUACCUCUGGUGAGGGACACACCGUGCUCCUUCUAGGGUAGUUUGUCCACCUUUGGUCCCUACCCUCCACUCAGCUCUCAUCUGUGACUCAUAGAAGCUGUCAGCAUGUGGCAGUGGCCACAUCCUGGGAAUGACUUUGACUGGAUGUAGGCAAGGGCUCUCAAACCCUCAGCGAGUUAAGGACAUCCCUUGCAUGCGAAGACAGGUUGAGCAGAGACCAAUGGUCAAGAAGGUGGUUUCUGCACGGGCCGCAGAGGGAAGUGAGGGGCAGAUGGGGCUCAUCAAGCUGGGAAGGCAGCCCAUCUAGGAAAAGGAAAACUGAUCCUAAACUUCCGCUGCCUUGCGUGGUAUUUUUGGGAGAAGGCUAAGGAAUAAACACAAAUCUGGAGCGCAGUGCCCAAUAUGGUUGGAUAGUGCCUUGCACGCCUCCUUCUGACAACAACUGCAGCCAGGUUGGUGCCAAACGUAUAGCUGUGAUUUCCUUUGGACUACAUCAGAGAGGGCGAGAAGGGGGUCUUGUUGUCUGGGCAGCCCAGGACGACUUCCAUACACACUGCCUGGAGAGGUCACUUCGGUGCUGCUAACACAGUGGUUUUGACUUCACCCCUAGAAGUGCGCUCCACUGUCUCUUGAGACAGAUGGAUGCAAACUAUUUUGCACAACUAAAACAGCCUUCCCCAAAUGUGUUCCCUCCAGGUGCCUUACACUACACAACUCCCAUCAUCCCUAAGCAUUGGGACCAUGCUGUCUUGAGCCAGUGGGGUGUUUUAGCUUAAUGCAUCUGGAGAAUAUCAGGAUGGAGAGAGCCUUACUAGAUAUUGCCAGUGGAACUUGCUCCAGCCAUGUUUGCAUCUAGGGUACUGCAAGAUGUACAAAUGAUUUGAUCAGGAAAAUCCACCACCACUCUUCCCAUUUUUCUUCUCCAACUUCACACUUUCUAUGCUUCUCACAGGCCAACCAAUAAGCACACCCAGUCCUCAUGGGGCUAUUUGAGCUUUUUGCUAUUUUGGUUUUGUAAACGGAUGUGACAUUUCUACAUACUUCAUGGCUCUCUUCUAAUAUGCCAGUACACCCUCAUUUCUUAGCAGCCCUGUUUUGUAUCCAAACCUAUCGGCAUUGAACCACCCGAGUUUGCUAUUCGUCAAAAUGGUAAGAUGGAUCAAAUUUGCCACUUGCGUCCCACGGGCUCUCACUGUCUAGUUUCAGCCUAUGGAUGUAGUAAUUUAGGUCUGUAGAAAGUGGCACUUGACUUGGAAUCGUGGGAGAAGGGUAGGUAAGAUAAACUGAGCACUUGGAACUCAGCUAGACUUGUAAAGAAAAAGUGAUUUAUAUGCGUUGUAUGUGCGAUAUAACAUUGUGCCACCAGAUGGUGACACAAGAGGCCCGUUUUUCUCUACCUGCUUUCCCUGUUUAAAUUUACAAUGCUUUGAACUGAAAUGCUUCUUUGAUGUGCCUAGAAUCCAGCUUUAGACUGGUUAUCUCCAUGAAUGAUGAAAGAUGGCAGAACAUGAAUUGUGUAUAGAAUCUGCACAGCAUAACGUGUAGAGGAAAAGCAACAGCUGAAGUUUUAAGUGCUUUCAAAGAUCAAUUCAGUUACGUUAUACAGUGAUAAGUUGUGUGUGUGUUUUUUAAUUGUAGGCAAUGUUCAUGCUGUUUUAUGCAAAAAUGGGAAAAGCUAUUGGGUUACUAAAGAACACAGCACUUAUUCUAGAGAAGAAAGGAUCCGUGUUCUUAAGAAUGGUGGCUGUAUCAGCAACAAUGAACCCAAAGGACUGAUAGAAGGACUUAUCAAAAGCACUCGGGGCCUUGGCCACCACGGCAAUCCAAAGCUGAAAAAUACUGUCAUUCCUGUACCACAUACAAUCUCCUUUCCUGUUGACGAUUCAUGCCAAUUUCUUAUUUUAGCUUCUAAUGGACUCUGGGAAGUUCUGGAUAAAAGUGAAGCAGUACUAUUGACAUUAACAAUGUUUUCUGCUUAUCUGGAAAAGUAUCAGCGCUCCCAACUGAAGAAAGCCCGCAUGUCCAAAGGCUCCGAGUUACCUUCGAAUGAUUUGGAAACUGAAUUCUAUUCAUGGUAUUUAAAUAAAGAUUUUUUGGCAGAUAUUGACUUACAAAAUUUAAGGUCCUCAAGUAGCGUUGUGCAAGAAGAGAUGGUUCAGUCAGGUUCCUCAGCAGAGCAAGAAUCAGAAGCAGAGGAAGAAUCAGAAGCAGCGGAAGAAUCAGAAGCAGAGGAAAAAUCAGAAGCAGAUGAGGAAGAAGCCGCAGAAGAAGAAGCAGAGGAAGAAGCAGCAGCAGCAGAGGAAGAAGAAGAAGAAGAGGAGGAGGAGGAGGAGGAGGAGGAAGAAUCAGAAACCACUUUAGAAGUUUCUGGCUCAUGGGACUUAAGUGAUGAUACAACUCAUGAAAGCACAGAACAAACUCUAACCCCAGAGUUUGCGAUAAAUGUAGAAGAACCUGAACCUGAAAGUUCUGAAUCUUCACAAAUAUCAGAAGAUUCAGAAAUCAAUUCCAGGACAUUUUAUGCCCUUGCAGCUAAGUAUAUUAGUAAGCACCUUGUAGAAGCUGCACUAAAAGCAGGUUCCAGAGAUAAUAUUACUGUUCUGAUAGCACUCUUAAAUGGAUGUGAUAAAAUACCCACUUAUAUUUAG